CCCAAAGGGUGGAAAAAUCCAAGUUGCAACCUUACCAGCCCCUCUCCUACAGGCUGAAAGGAAGGGGGUGCUGAACCCCUGGAAGGAAAAAUACAACAUCAGCCUACAAAUUUUGGAGAGUCCGUCUAUUCUACUGGAACCAAAUCUCGACAUUCCAUCUGCUUCUUCAACUUCUCCAUCCCGGUAGCUUCUGGCAAGCAUGGACUGGCAACUUUGGGGACUGGCUCUCUAUCUCCACGUGGCUUUCUCAGCUUCUUGGGACUGUGUCUCUCGGUGUUCCCUGUGUGUCCUUCACAGCCAGGAUGCAGAGAAGCCCAUCGACCCGCUACGCUGCGCUUUGGGGUGCCAAGGUAGCUUGGGAUCCAGUGUUGAAUGGCGUAAAUGUGAGCGACUUUUCUCGGUCUUAACUUCGUUUCCGAUGGAGGAGGAUGACACUGGCAGAUCCCAGAGUGUCCUCACCAAGGGAGAUGUCAGCCACUCCUACGGGGGCUUCUUCCAGAGGACCGGGGAGAGGAUAGGCCCAGAGCCAGAGGCAGAUGAAGACAAUCUAGAGAUGCUGGAUAUUAGAGAUGUGGUCUCUCGCCGAGAGGGAGAACCAGAUCUGAGCUCUCUCAAGGCGGAGAGGAAACGCUACGGAGGCUUCCUCCGCAAAUUCCCCAAGCGAGGCUCCGGGGUGGUGGGUACUGAGGAGCAGGAGGAAGAGGAGGAGGAGGAGGAGGAGGAGGAGGAAGAGGAUGGGAGUGACCUGGAGGAGCUACAAAAACGUUACGGGGGCUUCAUGCGCAGGAUCCGUCCCAAACUCAAGUGGGACAAGCAGAAACGCUACGGCGGGUUCCUGCGCCGCCAGUUCAAGGUGACCACAAGAUCAGCAGGAGGGCCCAAGGCCACCUCCGAGGAGCUGGCUGACCUAUAAGAGGCCCAGAUGAUGGCAGCCCAGUCUUCC
Messenger RNA from Crotalus tigris (Tiger rattlesnake), 943 nucleotides. It is a transcript of the gene PDYN, whose product is annotated as prodynorphin. Gene Ontology annotation, biological process: neuropeptide signaling pathway; chemical synaptic transmission; sensory perception. Gene Ontology annotation, molecular function: opioid receptor binding. NCBI's taxonomy places the organism in Eukaryota, Metazoa, Chordata, Lepidosauria, Squamata, Viperidae. The coding region runs from base 200 to 913 and encodes 237 amino acids. Gene Ontology annotation, cellular component: neuronal cell body; dendrite; axon terminus. The record is from RefSeq and is a predicted model, not a curated record. The transcript has 4 exons.